AAAGGUGCCACUUAGCAGGCAGGUACCUCGCCGAGUACAUGUAGAGUUCGCCCAUGCGCCUGCUCGGCACGAGCUAACUUACACAUGUAGCCAGAGCUCGGACGUCCCUGCCUGGCUACAUACCUACGAGUACACGCCUGCACCUGGGGAGCGUGCUGCUGCGAGGCAAGUACCGAGAUACCUCCUUCUGCACCAGCCCCCUGCGAGGAGAGUCGACCUCGGCUCGGCCGCGCGCGAAUCAGCUUGUCAGCAAUUCAAAAGAGAGCUGCCUCGAGCCUGCAAUGGCCAACGGGGGGGGAAACUGCCGCAACCCCAUAUCAAGCCCCGACAAUUCCGUGCCCGCUACCGCUCUCUCUUGUCUGUGACGCUUACAACUUCUCUUCUUCUUCUCUUCUCUUCUCCCUCAACCCUCAACCCUCCACCCUCUCUCUCUCCUCUCUGUUUCUUCCAUCACAACUUGCUCAUACUUGCUCCUGUCCGUCUUCCUCUUCCUUCGUCCCAUCAUCGUCGACCGCCCGUCAGACAGUGUUGCCAACAAACAAUUCACAUAUAUACACCUUCGAAUAAACGCACACGCGUGCCCGCACGCUUUACGUCAAUCAGAAUGGCGCCCCGUGUGAUCGUCGUUGGCGGUGGCUUGUCCGGUCUGAGCGCUGCGCACACGAUUUACUUAGCUGGCGGCAAUGUGGUGGUCCUCGACAAGCAAGGCUUCUUUGGAGGAAACUCUACCAAGGCCACCUCGGGUAUCAACGGCGCCUUGACGCGGACGCAGGUCGAGCACAAGAUCCAGGACAGCGUCAAGCAGUUCUACGAUGAUACCCUCAAGUCGGCGCGAGACCAGGCCCGGCCAGACCUCAUCAAGGUCCUUACCUACAAAUCUGCCGCUGCAGUGGAAUGGCUGCAAGAUGUCUUCAACUUGGAUCUGACCUUGGUGUCGCGGCUCGGCGGCCAUUCUCAACCCCGGACGCACAGAGGUCAUGACGCGAAGUUCCCCGGCAUGGCCAUCACAUAUGCCCUGAUGCAGAGGCUGGAAGAACUCGCCGAGACCGAGCCGGAACGAGUCCAGAUCAUUAAGAAGGCCCGUGUGACUAGCUUAAAUAAGGAGGGCAACAAGGUCACCGGAGUUACGUACGAGUCUGACGGCGAGAGCGUCAUUCUCAACGGCCCCGUCGUCCUCGCUACUGGUGGUUACGCCGCGGAUUUCGGCGAGAACUCCCUAUUGAAGAAGCACAGGCCCGAUACCUUUGACCUCGCUACCACCAACGGCACCCACGCCACCGGUGACGGCCAGAAGAUGGUUAUGGCCAUCGGAGGAAACGGUAUUGAUAUGGACAAGGUUCAGGUCCACCCUACCGGUCUCGUCGACCCCAAGGACCCCGGCUCUAAAUGGAAGUUCUUGGCCGCCGAGGCGCUGCGCGGUGAGGGUGGUCUUCUGCUUAACGCCGACGGCGACAGAUUCUGCGACGAGCUCGGCCACAGAGAUUACGUCUCGGGCAUGAUGUGGAAGGAGAAGGACAAGGGCAAGUUCCCCAUCCGGCUCGUCCUCAACUCCAAGGCCUCCAAGGUUUUGGACUUCCACACUCGCCAUUACUCCGGUCGUGGACUGAUGAAGAAGAUUACGGGCCGGGAACUCGCCAAGGAGAUCGGCUGCACCCCCGAGCACCUCCAAAAGACCUUCACCACAUACAAUGCCAUCGCGGAGGGCAAGCAAAAAGACCCGUGGGGCAAGAAGUUCUUUCACAACCUGCCUCUGGAUAUCAACGACGACUUCCACGUCUCGCUGAUGGAACCCGUUGUCCACUUCACCAUGGGCGGUGUCGAGAUCAACGACAAGGCUCAGGUCUUGAACACGGAGAAGAAGCCCUUCGAGGGUCUCUUCGCGUGCGGUGAAUUGGCUGGUGGCGUCCACGGAGCCAACCGCCUCGGAGGCUCGUCGCUUCUAGGGUGCGUUGUUUAUGGUCGCGUUGCUGGUGAUUCGGCAAGCAAUUACCUAUUUCAGCAAGCGCUCUCCGGCGCAACCGGCGUGGCCGGAGCCGCCCAGCGUCUCGGCCAAAUCUCGCUGCACAUCGACCCAUCCCAACCGGGCAAGCUGUCCGUCGAGUGGGGUAGUGGUGCUUCUGGUAGCGGAGCUUCUGGCUCGUCGCCGCCGUUUGUCGACCAGAAGACGACCGCCGCCGCCGCCGGCCCUACAGCUGCGUCCUCGGCGGGCGCAUCAGCCCAAGCCACGACGAAGGCUCAAGGCCCGAAGCCGUUCGAGGUACCGGAAGAGGAAUUUACGAUGGAGGAAGUAGCUAAGCACAACAAGAAGGAAGACCUCUGGGUGGUUGUCAAGGGUGUCGUCCUAGAUGUGACGAACUGGCUUGAUGAUCACCCGGGUGGCCCCCAAGCACUUCUUAACUUCAUGGGCCGAGACGCGACGGAAGAGUUUGAAAUGCUACACGACGACGAAGUGAUCCCGAAGUACGCCCCGGAGCAGGUAAUAGGGCGCAUUAAGGGGCAGGAGGUAACGCUUGAAAUCUAGGCGCGGCGAGCAAUGACCAUCUGCUCGUUGCAUCGAGCCAUUGGGUGUUAGUUACUAUGAUUGACGAAAAUUCCCCAUAUAUCCCCUACGCGGGAGCACUAGAGUCGGGAAGGGGGGGGAGCAGUGGAAGCCAAGCCAGGCGGAGGCGCUUCUCUUGUAUUACAUCCCAUGGCUGUACCGAUAACUAUUUACUUUGAUUUUGGAUGCAGCACGCUGCAGCUUCGAGGUGUAUAUAUAUAUAUAUAUAUAUAUUAUCACUUUGCCUUUCAAACCUACGUACUGUCUAGGAGUACUUUUGCGGUCUUGUUACUCG
This is a messenger RNA of Durotheca rogersii, 2834 nucleotides long. Its product is annotated as flavocytochrome c. Bases 605 to 2521 code for a protein of 638 amino acids. Gene Ontology annotation, molecular function: oxidoreductase activity; FMN binding. The transcript is spliced from 4 exons. NCBI's taxonomy places the organism in Eukaryota, Fungi, Ascomycota, Sordariomycetes, Xylariales, Xylariaceae. The record is from RefSeq and is a predicted model, not a curated record.